Haemorhous mexicanus (house finch) is the source of this 3285-nucleotide messenger RNA. Its product is annotated as hydrocephalus-inducing protein homolog. The record is from RefSeq and is a predicted model, not a curated record. The transcript is spliced from 7 exons. Bases 368 to 1048 code for a protein of 226 amino acids. Gene Ontology annotation, biological process: cilium movement; axonemal central apparatus assembly. Lineage: Eukaryota; Metazoa; Chordata; Aves; Passeriformes; Fringillidae. Gene Ontology annotation, cellular component: axoneme.
GAAGUGAGUUUUUUGGGAUGCUGUGGUCAAACCAAUCGGUACUCAGAUUUGAAUAUUGGCACCUGGUGUGGCCACUGAGGAUAUGGACACGCCUCUGAGAACUCAGGGGAUAAAAGCAGAGAACUGCCAGGAGAAAGUUCUCUUGGUUCCGGUUAGUGAAGAGUCCAGACCUGCCCUGCCCAGCUGCGGGCUGGGCGGGGGAGGGGAAGCCAUGUGGCCGGGAUGAGUUUUGUUGAGGCAUUGCCACUCAUCUGGGAGACCCUCCCUUCAAAAUGACUUCUGGAGUCCCAGAGAAGAGCUCGACACCUCAUCUUUUGUCCAGGAAAGAUUGACAUCUUUUACUUUUCCUCAGGUGGUGAAGGUCUCCAUGGAGAGCUCCUCUUACUUCCAGCUCACGUGCUCCAGCGAUGUGUUCCGUGUCGUGCCGCCGGGCGCCUCUGCCCCUGUGCGCAUCCACUUCAGCCCCGGCGAGAACAAGGAUUAUUCCCAUGAGCUCAUCUGUGUCACUGAAAGGGAAAGGAUAGUUGUGCCAAUUCGGGCCAUUGGUGCCCGAGCUAUCCUGGACUUCCCUGCCCAGCUGGACUUCUCCAAGUGUCCGGUCAAGUGCAGCACCCAGAAGACUCUGCUGGUCUGCAAUGUCGGAAACCAGGCAGCUCGUUACCAGCUGAGCACCCAGAGUCCUUUCUCCAUGUCACCAGCCAUAGGAAUUCUGGACGCUGGUGACACCAUGCAGGUGACAGUGGGAUUUCACCCGCUGACCACCGGUGACCACUGCGGGUCCCUGGCAGUGUGCUGCAGCACAGGUGAAGAAAAUAUCCACACAAACCUCCGCGGAGAUGCUGUAGAAGUCAAUGUUGGGUUGAGCACAAAUUCCGUGGAGCUUGAGAAGACUUUCAUCACCAUGUCAAGCCACAAAACCAUGUUCAUUGAAAACAGGAGUAACAUCGCAGCCCACUUCCAGUGGAAGGCUUUUCCUACUGAGGAAGGAGAGAUUGAAGAGAAGAGGAGGUGUUCAUUUCAGAGAAUCCCAGAACCAAUUCGGUUGUAAGAGAUCUCUGAGAUGAUUGCGUCAAGCUUUGGCCCAAACACCACCUUGUCAACCAGACCAGAGCACCGAGUGUCACGUCCAGCUGGCCCUUGAACACCUUCAGAGGUGGUGGCUCCACCACCUCCCUGGGCAGUGCCUUCCAACUUCUUUCUGUGAAGAAAUUCCUCCUGAUGUCCAACUUCACCUCCCUGGUGCAGCUUAAGCCUGUGUCCUCUUGUCCUGUCACUGGUUGUCUGUGAAGAGAGCCUGAUCCCCAUUUUACUACAGCCUCCUGUCAGGGUGCUGUAGAGAGGGACAACGUUUGCCCUGGGCCUCCUUUGCUCAAGAGGGAGCCCUCCCCAGCUCCCUUAGCUCUUGCAGCCAUUUCUCAUCAGACUAAUCUCUAGACCCUUAAUCAACUUCCGUUCUCUUCUCUGGACUUGCUCCAGCACCUCAAUGGCCUUCUUUGGAUGAUGCCAAGCGGGGUCAGAGGUCAAGCACUCCCAAAGCAAGCACAGCCUCUGUGUGUUUUCCUGUUUCUCACCCCUCCUGCUGCUCUGGGAUAAUGCAGCGCAUCUGGAUUCCUUGCCUCCAGCCCCCAUCUGAUGUGCCACAUCUGGAUUCCUUGCAUACAAUCACUGUCUAUCAGGCUUUGGCUAGCUUCCCAGCAUGCGAUUCCUAGAUAACAGGUCACUCCUGGAUUUCCUGCAUCUGAUUCUUGGAUAACAUGGCAUAUCUGGAUUCCCUACAUUCAAUUCCUGGACCAUAUGGCACAUAUACUCUCUGGCCAAGGCUGGGGCUGGACCAAGACUUUUCCCUUACAGUUUAAAUUUUUUUUUUUUUUCCUUCUGGGGAAAAUGAAGCUUUGACCUGAAUUCCUGGCUGACUCACAACAUCUCUCUUCAACCUUGGCUUUGGCUGCUCUUGGCUGGAGCCUGGCUGGAAAACAAAGAUCCUCUCUCCCCCCACCCCCUGGGCUUUGGGACCGCUGGCAGUGGACAUGCCACUCCUCGCCAAUCAGUGCUUGCAAUAAUAUUUUUGGCAGAUCUGCUGGAGGACAGGAAGGCUGCAGAGGGUGCUGGACAGGCUGGAUCCAUGGGCUGGGACCACUGGCAUGAGGUUAAACAGGACCAAGAGCCAGGUCAUACACUUUGGCCACACUAAGCCUCUGCAGCUCCCAGCUGUGGAAAGAGUGGCUGGGAAGCUGAUUGACAACAACUGAACCUGAGCCCAGGUGUGCCCAGGUGGGCAAGAAGGCCAACAGCACCAGGCCUGUAUCAGCAAUAGUGUAGCCAUCAGGACCAGGGCACUAAGAGCCUGAAUGAGGGAUGAGGGACUCCAAGCGGCUCUUCAAAAUGCAGUUUAUCGUAUCCAAGGUGUUACAGCAGCCCAGGGUCAUGGGUGACAGAGCCUGUGCCUACAGCUGUCAGCUCCAGCUGCAGGCAAGCCUGGAGACCCUUUAAUUUUGGUUACAAUGCAUUAUAUACUUUUCUUUGCUGAGCAUCUUCAUACAGAAGAACCAAUCUAAUCCUUAACUUUUACCUAUAGCCUAUCAUAACUACUCAAAUUACCAUAUUCAUGUUACUCUUCUCCAAUUGCUAAAAGUCAGUACAUUACAGUUUCAGCUAGAAGCUGUUAUUCUGUUUUCUUACAGUGGGAAAUUCUGAGAAAAAAGAAAAUUCUUUUUUCUACUUGCAACAUCUGCUGACUUGUUUGCCAGUGGUAUCUUUCUGCUUGGUAAAAACAUCUUCUAUUUGUGGUGGGUUUAUCCUUUGCUCUAAGCCAUAAAAACCCCUUCUGACUAACAUAGCCUUUGCCUUCUUAGCUAUCCAGUAAGACUGGCUCAGCAAUUCUUUUCUUCUAUAUCAAAACUUUCUUCCAGCUCUAUUCCUUCUUCAGAUUGUACAUUCAAAAAUCUUUCUGCCAGGCACACAUAUCUGUGAGACUUUCUUGUCAAACUUUCAUCCUUCCCAACACUGGGCCUUGCGAUGGCCCCUGGUGUGCAGACACGGGGGCUCUCGUGGGCUCUGUCACAGAGCCUGAAAUGUCGUGGCCAGAGAAGGAUGCUCGGUGCUCCGACCUGGCUGUCUAAAAUCCUCUGAGAGGAGUCGGUGUGGCUGGAUCCAGCCCCAGCCACAGACCUUCCCACACCGAUGAUAGUUCUGGAUAGUUAAUUACCUUAUAUACAUCAUUUAUAGAUGUAAACAGAACAUAUAAAUUAUAUACAUUUAUUACAAAUAUAUAUAUAAUAUGUGAAA